GGGCCGCUCGUUUUAAACGGCACGCGGGCGGCGGCGGCGGUAGCGGCGGCGCGUAGAGACGGCGCUCGCUGCGUUGCCCUCGUAGGCAUUUUACGGCUCUCAACACCGACACAAACUAAAGCAUUGAACCAUGAAGGCGACCGCGAGCGAAGCCGAGGAGCGGAGCGCCAGGGCGGCCGUGGUUCACUGGCUGAAGGCGUACGGGCUCCGAGCCAAGGUGCUGGUCAAGAGUCACACGGACAAGACUUGGACUGUGUUUGGAAGCCCUCUAUCACUGCAUCGAAUCGAUGAAGACCAUGCAGCCGUGCCGAACUUUGUGGUGGAGGCCUGCCAGUACCUGCAGCAGCAUGCCAGCACCGAGGGCCUCUUCCGCAAGUCGGGCUCCUUCUCCCGCAUGAAGGAGCUCAAGGAGAGGAUCCAGUGCGGGGAGGCAAGCGUGUGUGCGGCGCCCGCCUGCGACGUGGCUGGGCUUCUCAAGCAGUUCUUCCGCGAGCUGCCAGAACCGCUGAUAACGCGCGAGCUGCACGACGUCUUCUACCGCGCCCAGCAGCUGGAGGAAGUAGCACGGUUGCACGCCACGCUGCUUCUCACCUGCCUGCUGCCACCUUCCAACGUGCAAGUGCUGCGCUACCUCAUGGCCUUCCUCAAGCACAUUGCGCACCGCUCUGAUGAGAAUCGUAUGGAUGUUGCAAACCUCGCCGUGGUGUUUGCUCCCAACCUGAUGCACUCUGGCUCUGGGAGUAAGGCUGAGAAGGUAUCGAGCAGCACCGAGAAGCAGCUGAGACUGCAGGCCAUGGUGGUGCAAACACUCAUCUUGCACGCCAAGGACAUAGGACAUGUGAGCAGGCUGGUGGCGGCAGACGGGCCCUGCCUGGGUGGCGACCGGGGCGGCGAGAGCGGGGGGACCAGUGAGACGCCCCUCAACUCUGGGGGAGACGAGCAGCGCUCGGUGAAGAGGAGCUGCCGACGGCGUAGCUUCAACGGUCAGACAAGGCUACUUCGGGGGCCUCCUUUCUUGAAGAGAUAUGUGGUGAGUGGGGCCAUUGGACGCCUGAGGUCGGGGAGGGGUGGCCUAAUGACUCCACAGCCCGAAGAUAUCACAACUCCCCAGAUGCCGCGCUCAUCUAAGCCGAAAAGGAAGGCAUCUCAGGACUCUUUGGAUGACCUGGACUCUUCUGGAAAAAAAAGGAGAGCAAUGAACCCGAUCAGCUUGGAGGAGGGACUCUCGCAGCAAUACAGUGCCACCUCUACACCUGUGGUGUGGAGCAGCUUGCACAGCGGCAGAGUGGAUGACACCCCAGGCUGGCAGAGGGAGCGUGCCACCACUCCCAGCGAGCGCACCAACGGAGGGGGGGGGACCCCCUCCACGCCGUCGCUGCUCAAGCGCUCGCGUCUGCGCCUCACCCUGUCGACCGGACGCCGUCGCAAGCAGCCAAGGUUGUCCGACAAGAAGGCCCCAAGCAGCAGUGUGGAAGUGGAAAAGCAAGACCUCCCACCUCCAGCGAGGAAUGAAAAGAUACGCAAGUCUCUACGGAUGCGCUUGAACCUUCUGAAGUCGAGCAGUGACCAUAGCGCGGGCAGCGAUGAGGGCCCGGCAGCGGAGAGGGACGCACCCGUGCGGUCGGAGGCCCUGGCCGCCCGACGCGAUUGCACGGAUGGGCAGCCCAACGUCCCAGUCGGCGACAUGACCACGCCACGCACACGCAGCUCCCUCCGCAAACACGCCGGUCCGCGGUCGUUGUGCAGCUCUGAGGAGGUGCUCGGGCGGCCCAACAUACGUGAAGUCAUCUCCGGUCCCAUGCAGGGCAGCGUGUCCGACGCAGACCUGGCCGAUGUGAAACAGGCCCAAAUAGACACCACCACCCCCCUUUGCGCGGCCCGGUCGGCACCUGCGCUCGUCACCGGGAAGCCGCCAUGCUUCCCAGAUGCCAGGCGAUCUGGGCGCCUCUCCUCCACGGCACGAGAUUCCCCCGAGAUGCCUGAGCUCCCGGACCGUACCGCCGACCAGGCGAACAGCCAGGCAUUUCGAGCCUUCUGCGAGUCUGCCGAAAUCCUGUCCAUGCUCAUUCAGGACACACCACAGGUUUUGUCUACCAGCACGUUCACGCCGAGAUGCAGGGAUGCAGGCAUCAGCAGUUCGGUUACAGUGUCGUGCGGUAAUGAAAAUACAACAGCUGUCCAUAGCCCAGACUGUAUUUCAAGCCAGACUGUAUUUCAAGCUGGAGAAUUAAUGACGGCGAGAGCGAUGGAAAGUAGCUCGGAUGUAUGUGGAACGUUAGCUGAUGGUAAGAGUGAAUGUGUGAAAGUGACAGAGGAAGGUGAGGGUGGAGAAAAGUGCAAUGGUAAAAGUGAGGAUAAUGUGCAUACUGCAAUGAGUAACAUGAGUUAUGAAGAAUACAAACAGGUGGAGUUGCGUAGAGCCAUUAAUGAGAGUGUCGAUAUAUUAGGUGCAGAGGAGGAAGAGCCUCGGCAACCGUUGAGGGAAUGCGGUGUGCAUGAGGAUCUCGGUGCUGCGCAUUCUGAGCAGCUGAGUGAAUGCCAUUUGCACAUUUCAGAGAGCAGCACAGGAGUCUCGACUGAAGCAGAAAUCUCAUUGGCUGGUGGACAAGGUGCAGCAUCCAUCGAAUGCCUAGAAAAAAGUCCCUUGUCCGAACUUGGCUCUAAGUUGGAAGGUAUCUCUUUGUGUUACACUGGAAAAAAAUGCCGACAGGCUAAACGCCUCCUUAAGUCUGGAACUAGUGUCGUUGUUAGCUUGCAGUCCGGGCAGGAGAGUGGUGUAAUCGCCAGUGUAGCAAAUGUAUCCAGUGUCGCAGAUCGCAUCCGCAAGUUUAACGACCUCAAAGGAAAAGAACAAUUCUCUCGGCCGAGAGUCACAGCAGCGCCUUUAGCCGUUGUACCUACAGCCAAGCGGCAGCAUGUCAAGCAAAUAAUUUCCAUAUUGGAAACAAACAGUCGGGGAGAAAGUGCAAAGAGAGACCCCGUUAAAGUGGGGCUUCCAGCAGUCCAAAAGCCCAAGACUCAAAAUAUCGUUUCACCACUUGGUGAGUCACUCUUCAAAACGACAAGACACCAGCUCGAGCGUUCCAGCACGCAGGCAGCCACGAAAACAGCGCGCGCACAUGGUGCGACCGAAAAAGGUCAGGGCAGCGAAACAUUUAUUCCAAAAAGCGGAGCGGCUCACUGGCUGAGGUCAGCCAGCAAGCAGGGCCAAUUGAAGACGCAGUCAACAAAUGGAAGUCCCUGCACCCCAGUCGGGCUCGCCUUGGUUAACCUCACCAACCAGCCUUCCAGCACCAAGUCGUCGGGCAAGCGUGGCCGGUGCCGCCCCCACACCGAGCCAGCGGCCGACACUCCCAAGGCUUCCCCGACGCUGCGGCCUGGGCGACGCGGGUCUGUGACACGCCGGGCAUCUCAGCGGGAGAAGAGGCCCUCCCGCGGCACACCGAGGCGCCCGGUCGUUCCACAACGACUCCUCACCACUCACAUGGCAUGGGAUCUGUAGUCUGCCGUGUUGCUGGGCAGUUAAUUGGGCAGCGUUUUACGAGUUGCUCCUCGUUAGGCAGUUAUCUGCCGGCCUUUGUUUUGAUCAUGCUUGCCAUCAAGACACGAAUUUGUAGACCAACAACACGCUGUGGGAAAACCCUUGAAAGGCCUCGUGAUAAGAUUGCAACCACAACUGAGCCAUGACUGUUACUGUUUGUAAUGAGCUAGUCUGAUAAAAAAAGGCAUGCAAUAAAGAAAAUAAUGGUUUAAUGUUUAGUCUUGCUGUCACUGCAAAAAUGCUAUAUAAUGCAGUGAGAUAAAGCACAAGCUUUGUGUGAUUUUAUUUUUUGCUGUGAAAGUGUGGAGGGGCACCCAUUGUCAGAUUUGCUGUUAUCGUCACCAUCGAAACAUUUUGUUAUCGUUGCAUCUACCUUCCUGCCCAUGUCCUUUUCUUUGAAGGCCCCUUUAGUGUAACGAUUUAUUUUUUCAUUUAUAGAAUGUACCAGAUUAGAAAUGAUACAUCCUAAAAUAAAGUGAUCUGUCAUUUCAAUUUUCUAGUUUGCCAAAUUGGUUUAAGUGAUUAAAAACGACUUCCCGGUGAAUGUACGCUGUAAUUAAACCAGUUUUGUUAAAAACUAAAUCCUGUAACAUAUUCUUGAUUGUAUUUCAUACAUUCAUUCGUUGUGCAUGUAGCUUCUACAACAUUACUACAAGCCAGAGUUGAUCUUCUGAUAUAAAUGAAUGCAGUUUUCUUUUCCAUAUAUGGUUGGGGGGGAUGUUUGUGAUUCACUUCAUGGGUUUAGGUAGAAACUUGGAAUUCACUGUAUUUAAUUUUAAGAGCUGGUGCAUGACACUUUAGUAAUUAUUCCUUUGAUUAGUGAUGCUUUGCCUACUAAAUGACACAAUGUAUUGCAAAAUUGUGUAUUUCGUAAUUUCCUUAAGCAAUACACCGAGGCAUGUACCUUUUAAGAGGCAUGAAUAGGAAUUGUAUGGGCCAAGUUGUAUGCCUUUUUAAUGUAAUUUACCACGUGUUCGUUUAUUUCUCCAAUGACGACUGCUGACAAUUAGGUUCAUGUACAAUGCUCUCGUUGGGUGCUAGUUGGGUGUGUGCCAAUGUGUCGGUGUUGAACAAUUGCGUAACAUCUUAAAUAAUCACACCCUUGUGUGCAGGUCUACUUGAAAUUCUUCAGUCUAUUUGCGGUUUUAAGCACCCUAUUACAUUCAUGAUAUGCAUACGUUUGUUCCGGACAUUUGUAAUUCUGAAGUUAACUGCACUGAAGUUGAUUCAGGCGUUUCCAUGUGGCUGUGUCAUUAAUUGAGUGCAUAAAGAUGUAUGAGCUUUGACAUGUAUUGUUCUCAAGUUUUGAGUAUUAAUAUACUCUAGAAUAACAAGCAAUUUGUAGCAUGGACUUGAAAUUAACAUUGUAAUUCAAAUAAAACGUUUAGGCUCUUGGGUAUAACAUUGAAAGCCACUCCGCAUAUCUGAGUGAAAUAGUUUGGAGGAGUGUGCGGGGAUGGCUUUGCAUUUUUUUUUAUUAACUUUGUAAGAAACAUAAGAAAGUUCCAAUAAACAUCCGGGGAAAUGA
Lethenteron reissneri (Far Eastern brook lamprey) is the source of this 5069-nucleotide messenger RNA. Its product is annotated as rho GTPase-activating protein 11A-like. Gene Ontology annotation, biological process: signal transduction. Gene Ontology annotation, molecular function: GTPase activator activity. Lineage: Eukaryota; Metazoa; Chordata; Hyperoartia; Petromyzontiformes; Petromyzontidae. The record is from RefSeq and is a predicted model, not a curated record.